AUGAGACUAGAUAUAGGUGAUACGCUUGUAUUACUAGAGUCAUCAAAGAUCCGAGACAAGAACGAUGGUCUCGAGAGGAUAGAGUCUUUAGAUUUUCGAGGCUUGAGUUUCAAACAGUGUAAUGAUAUCAUCAAAUCAUUAAUACGAUUGAUAGAGAACGAGAAAUCUAAUGAUAAAGCAGGUACUGCUGCCACUAGAAAGAACAAAGCAAGUUCUCUAAUAAGGUCAGUGAUAGAUCAAUGCAUAUAUAAGAAACCCAAAUAUUCAUCAUUCAUCAAUCACAUUUUGGAAUUGGCUAAUUUAUGUGACGAAUCAGUUUUAACAGACAUCAUCAAAUCUAUCACUUUGAUCUUGAACCAACAAUACAUAAGGGAUCAUUUGAAUGCAGAUAAUUGGCUCCAGAUAUUCAAGUUUUUGACAGGAUUGAUUUGUGAUCGGCCCAGUUCCCAAUUGGUUGACAUAUUCAUAGCUAUCAACACUUUAGUAUGUAAGAACUCCAUCAAUUAUAUUCCCAUUUAUAACAUAGAUAGCGAUCGUUUGCUUACCAAACUUGAAUCCAUACGACUAGAAUAUGCUCCAUUGCUAGCCAAUCAGUACAUGAUAUUUGUAAAUAGACUUCUUAUCGUGUUUUCGUGUACGAACUUCCAUUUCACCAAACGCUUAACUAUAUUGGUUUUCAAGGCUUUACAAACUACCGGGUAUAAUUUCAACAGCACCAACCCUAUUAAUUCACAAAUUGGAAUUUUCCUCAACAUUGAUGUGAUCCAUGGAUCUUUAUGUAAUUAUUGGUCUGUUGACGAUACCCUAUACGAAUCAAUUCAGUCAUUUCUUCAAACAACUUUGCAUGGGUUUUUGAAUUCCACCAAGACCUUGAUUCCAAAUUAUAUAGGAUUCCAAGAACCUGGGUUGGGCGUAAAAAAUCACACAUGGUUUCGCCAACCCACCAUUUAUCUAAGAGAAACUGAUCCCUCAUUAUACUUACUAUUAAUGGGAUGUUCUAAAUUACUUCACACGUAUUUCACGUUAGACUGCAGCUCACAAGCAGACACGGCCAAGAGGAUAAGGCUGGACCACAAUUUCCACUUAAGCACCUUUGAAGAUUUCACAGAAUUAGUUCAUCAUCUACUACGCCAAAAUACCAGAACCAGCACGUUAGCCCUUUAUUUAUUAACGUUCUAUAGUGAAGUUUACCCAUUAAAGCUCGACCAUUAUGAAUCUGAUACUGACUUUGAUAUGAGUAGUUCGUUACUUUUCGUUCAGCAAGACCGAUCACCUAUUCUUGACUCGAUUUUGUCAUGUACCAGCAACCCUUCCUUGGGUUACUGGUCUUUGUUGUGUAUGAACCUGCUUGUAGUGAAUGCUUUAGCAUUUCCCGGGACUGGGGCACAGCUUUCGCCUUCUGUUUGUAUUCAAACCUUCAAGUUAAUCCUCCCACUUGUGAAAUCCAAAGACUCCAAUGAUAUUGCCAGUGUGUUAUUGUACAACUUGGUGGUGACUAUCAUUUCACAGGGGAUAGCUUUGGAAAGAGACGAACCUCUCAUCAAUCAGAUCAACAAUAUAAUUGAGCUUUCAUAUAUUUCAGGUCCAGCUAAAUUGAAUAACAUGGGGAUGGUUUUCUGGUUAGCAUUCACCAAAUUGAUGUCCAUUCAAGGGUUGAAUAUUGAGGUUUCGAAGAUACAUAUAAUAAAUUGGGCUGAAUCCAAAUGGGAUGAAGUUUUCAAUAGUUCUGAUAACUAUAGCUUAAAGGAAGCAGAGCUCAUUAAUCGGUUCAUCGAUUGGUUAGAGAAUGGUGAUGAUUUUGAUAUCCGAAGACAUGGCGAUAUAAGUUCUUAUCAAGGAUCGGAGUUUGUAUCGGUCGAUUUAUUAGCUCAAACGUUUACCCCGAUGUUCGAGUUCAUGAAUGACAAUGCACGUAGUAGUCAUCAACCAUCAUUUUUGGUUAGGUUUUCUGUCAGUGCCGUAAAGAAACUUCAUCAAAAGCUCGAGCUAUCAGCGCAGGAGUUAUCCAAAAGAGAUACCCUCAGGAAGAUCGAAUUCAAUUCAAUCGUAAACGAAUCCUUCCAAAUCGACGUGAAUGUCACAAAAGACGAUAUGGCCAAACUUUUGGACUCCGGUGAUUUAUACAAAUUGAAAAAUACCAAUACGUUCCAUCCAGAAUUCUUAACUGAUAUAAUCAAUCCCCCACAAAAGAAUGAGUUCUUGAUAGAUGAAUUUGCAACUCAAAACAAACACCACACCAUCUUUACUCAAUAUGAGAUCCUCUUAUCGACAAAUCCUGAAAUAGUUAAGUUGACUCAGAUUAUGCAAUUACCAGAUUGGGACAAAUAUUUCGAUCAAAUUAUCAAAGGGUCUUCAGAUGAAGAGAUCAUUUUGUAUAGUUUAUUCUUAAUGUCUUACAAAUCUCAAUUGGAAGGUGGAAAUGGGAUCAACAAUGGAUUCUUGUAUGCAUUGGGUACGGGUCCGUUGAGUAAAGUGGUGUUCGAAAGAAACGAAUUGGUAACAUUGACUGUGAGCCAAGCCAUCUGUAAGUGUGAAGCAAAAAUAUUGAAAGACGCUUUCCAAAUGGUGAAUUGGUUGUCCAUGGCAGCUUCAAAGAAAUUGAUUCUAACGAGCGUUUCAGCUAAAAGCUACUUGAAGAUGCUUCUUAGAAUUCUUUCCAUGGUGGAACAAGGAUUGUUACAGCCUUGGGGACCAGAUUUCUCUCUGGUUAAUGAUCAAUUUUUUCAAUAUUUCAAUUUUGUCUCGUCAGAUAUAAGAAUUCUGUUGAUGGAGGAUAUUGGAGAGUUCUUCAGGAAUGAGUCUAUAUCUUUAGAAAGAAAACAUUCCUUCUACAAAUCAUUGAUUGGAUCUUUCGAUUUACAGACGUUAGAAUCUGUCAUAGAAUACUGCAUGAUCCUCGGAUCAAUAGAAACUACAGACCUACAAAUCUCCAAAAUGAUAGUUUUCAAUCUACUUGAAUGUGCUUCAGCUGAUUCGGAUUAUUUAAGAUUUGUAGCUAAAGCUGCAUCUUGGAAUAAAACUUCAAGUUUCAUUAGUAUCUUCGAUAUUGUAAGAGAGGAUAUCCUCAGAUCAUGGUGGUUGAAUCAUGGAACUUUCCUUGAUUUUCCUUUCCAACUAUUACACUUCCAAUCACUUAAAGAAUUUUUGAAUUGUUAUUCGGCAGAGAUAAUCUCAGUAAUAUUAGUUUUCAAAAACGAUUCAUCUACCAUUGAUAGGUUCUUCACCAAAGAACAGAUUAUUCGAUCCAUUCCCACAGCCAUUCCUUUAGCAUAUGUUGGACCAGGAAACAAACAUCUUAUUGAUGAAGUUUACAAAGGUAUUUUGGGUGACAGAUUUAAGAUAGAACGAUCUAUUCACUUAGAUAGUCUCAUAAUCCAAUGUUUUAGAUUAUUGGAUGUUUCCAAUAUGUCUCUCUUAUUGGAUUGUUUUGGUCAAGUGCCAAUGUAUGAUUUAAAAGAACUUAAUGAUCCAUCAUCAUUACAUUUAUCUGCUAAAACAGGAGUCAAUUUGAUUCAAGGAUUGAUAAAGAAACUUGCUCCUGAUGGAUAUUGGACAACCAGCAGAGUUUACUUCCUUGUAUCACGUUUAAUAGUUGAUCUUGAACAAUCAAAUGAUUUUCUUCAGAAGACUAGAGUCUUGAGAAGGAUCCUCAUGGUGAUGAUUUUAGGUAAAGAACAUUUGACGAACAUGAAACUAAUCAAGUUGAUUUACUAUGAUAUCCUUGUUAAUGAUCUUGAGACCGUUGAAUUUAAACGGAGCAGUGAAAUGGAUUAUAUGUGUAAAUUGGUUGAUUUGCAUAAGUUAAGUACAGUGGUUACAGAUUCAACUUUCAAUCAAUUAAUGCUUAUUUUCAGUCAUUUGUUCAUGAAGCUAGGGUAUGGUGGGAAUGAGUUGGAUUAUUUGUUUGAUCAUGAUGGUGAUAAUGCUCAAUUUUUUGAUGUGUUGAAUAAAUUGUUCAAAGGUCAAACUCCGGAACAAGGAAGUGUCAGGAUCAAAGAUUUCAAUGGAUUUAAAAUCAAUGGAAGUUUCACGUUGGUCUUCCAAUUGAUCCAGAAAUGUAUCUCUGAAGGUAUUGACAUAACCCAUGAUAAAGAUAUGGUGAAAGCAUUAAUCCAUGAAAAAUCUCAUAAACUCGAUUCAAUCAAGUAUCCUGGUGAAGAUUAUGAGAAUGUUAUGAAAUCUUGGUCAUUAAGAACAAUAGCCAAUGAUAUUAUUGACUAUGGGUUCCUGAUAGAUGAAAGUUACAUCAGAAACCAAGAAUUUGAGGACAUAUCGGACUUCGAGUCCUCCCUGCAUGCAUUAUUUGAAACUAUCUAUGAGCUUAGAAAUAGUCCUAAAGCUUCAAUAUCGUGGAUUUCAAAUGUCUUCAUUGGUAUUAUACUUGGAAAGACUCGUGACUUUGAUCACUUAGAUUAUAAUUUUGAUGAAAUCUUAGUGUUCAACCAUGGAUAUGAAGUAUUUUUCAAACCUGACCUUGAAAGUAGGAUUAGUCCUGGAACUAUAAGAUCCAAAGUUAUUGAAGAUUUUGGUGUUAAGGAAUGGAUCAAUCAUUCAUUCAUAGAGAUGAUUGAUCAUAUUUCAGUUGUUCAACAAUCACCACUACUUCUUGUGUUAAAACAAGCGACCUUCCAUGUAGACGGGAUAGCACUCAAAUGUUUCCCUUAUAUGGUAUGUUAUUACUUGGAGAACUUGCCUAAAAGAACCGAUUAUGUAACAGAUUUGGUUAAAGAAAUGAUAUUCAAUGUAGAUUGUCAGAAGUUCGAAAUCAUCAAGAUUCUUAUAAAAACCAUGCUUCUAAUAAGAACUUCAAGCACCUUAGGUAAUCCGCCAUUCAAGUUGGUAUACAGUAAUACCAAUGUGGUGGAACUAUGUAACCUUGCAUCGAAAUUCGGAUUCUUUGAAACUGCGUUGAUGCUAUUGGAAGAAUCCAUAACUCAUAAUGUAGUGGGGCCCAAAUGGCAUCAACUAGAUUUUGUAAGUGACAUCUAUGAAUCCAUUAAUGAUGAAGAUUUAUUGGAAGGAUUACCUCAAGAACCUAAUUUGGAUAUAAUGUUCAAGAGAAUUACAAGAGACCCCCAAUCCGACGAAAAAUUGAAAUACCAAUUUGCUGACUUUGACUCCAAUCUCACGUUUAACCUCAACAGUGAUAAGACUUCAUUACUUAAGUCGAUGACUGAAGAAGGUUUAGCUGGAAUCUCAUCCAUUUUAAGUAAAACCUCUAAUGGUUCUGAUGAUAAUGGUACUUAUGAUUGGUCGUGGAAACUCCAGAAUUGGGAUAUACCCAUUGCUAGACAAGUGAAGAAUUCCAAUCAAUUCAUAUAUAAAACUUUGAAGAGUUUACAUGACGGUUCCCCCAUUGAAGUGGAGGAUAUUCAUGCUAUGAGAAUUGAAGCAUUGACAAAGUAUAAUCCAAAAGAUACUGAUGAAGAGAUGAAGGAAUUCUACCAAUCUUUGAUAGUUUCAACUCAAUUUUGUAGAGAUCCCUGGUCAAACAAAUCAUUCAAGAGUCCUGAUGACUACAAUAUUUCAUUUGACUUAAUUGAAAAUGUCUUGUUGGCUCGAAGCAUUGGUUUCCAGAUUACUGCCAAUAAAUUACUGGGUGAAGACAGAGACUUGAAAACUUCUGAAGCUGUUCAUGAAUUGGUGAAGUAUAAUAACUUUGCUAUCAAAAACCACCAGCCCCAAAAGAUAAUGAAUUCCAUUUUGACCAUUAACAAACUUGUUAACCAACAAUUUUAUUCGAUCCGGAUCCAAGACAAGUUGAAAGAAUUAUCUAAAUUCCAAGCUGCCCAAUCAUUGUGGAGUCAAAAGCAUUUCAGCAAGGCCAUAAGUAUGAUGAAAAGCGUUAAAGGGUCAGAGAAUUGGGAUGAUAAAGUAAUGAAUCAAACGCAAAAUUCGAUUGACUCGAUCUUAGUAGGAUGGUUAGCUGACUCCAGGCAAGAAUUGUCUCAUACGAUCAUGGGAUCUUAUGUACUUCCUGUAGACAAAGAACAAAGUCUUCAAGAACCCAAUCCUUUAACACCGGUUAUCUACAGAAGACUUGCUGAAUUCUGUGAGAAACAAAGUAAGAGUGACGACUUAGCUAACGAUAUCACUAAACUAGAAAAACAAACCAUCUCCAAAAGAAAAGAAUUGGAUAAAAUCAAGUCUUAUUUCAGUGGAACCAAACUACAAGGAAGCGAAAAGAAACAGGUUGAGGAUUAUUACAAGAAAUUGAAGAAAAGGAUGCAUGUUGAAACUGAAGAUUUGAAUGAAAUACGUCAAAAUCAAAGUGAAUUCAAGAACAAGGCCGUAGAAUAUUACCUCAAGAGUUUUGAGUUGGACGAUGAAAGUAUUGACAAAUUCUUCUCCCUAUGGUUACAAGAUACUACUAAUGAUGAAUUGAAUUCUAAGGUAAAUCAGAUCUUGAAAACCGUUCCUAGUCAUAAGUUAGUUGGUUGGGUAUCACAAUUGAUUUCUCGAUUGUUGGACGAGAACAAUACUUUCCAAAUAAUGCUACACAAAUUGAUCAGGACCAUUUGUAUUGACCAUCCACUUCAUUCAUUAUACUCCUUGUUUUCUUUACACUAUCAUAGUAAUUAUAUCAAUAGUAAGUCCAACUUGUUCAUGUUAUCAAAGAUCAAAGCCGCAAGUAAAAUCAUAACGGCAUUGUCUAUGGAACCUGAUUUGAAAUAUCUCGAAAGAUUUUUCAAUCCUAUCAGAGAAUUUUGUGACGAGUCUGUAAAUUUGGCAAAGUACAAACAACAAUCAAGAACCAAAUUCAUUACCAUAGGUAAGAUUCCUGAAUUGAAAGGUUACUGGAUUGAUAAGCUUUAUCAUGCCAAAGUAGUAUCUCCCACCAUAUCCAUUCCAAUCUCCCCCACCAGAAAUUACUAUGAAACCCUCCCGUACAUCACCAGUAUAAACCCCAUUAUCACAAUUGCCAAUACUGGUUUGAGUUUACCGAAAAUUAUCAAGUUCAAGUUAAGUAAUGGUAUAGAGCAGAAAAAUCUUUACAAACAUGGUACUGACGAUUUAAGACAAGACACUAUCAUGGAACAAGUAUUUGAAAAAGUGAACUCUUUCUUCCAGAAGGAUAAAGAUAGUUUGAAAAGACAUCUUCGGGUGAGAACGUAUAAGAUAGUACCAAUUGGACCUCAGAGUGGGAUAAUUGAAUUCGUUCCUAAUUCCAUGGCAUUGAAUGAUAUCAUCAAACCUUAUCAUUCCAAAGACACACUCAGUGGUGAAAAGGCUAGAACGAUGAUGAAGUCAUGUCAAACUGAAGAUAAAGAAGAAAGGAUCAGAGUAUUUAAAAAGAUCAUUAAUCAGAUCAAUCCUGUUUUAAGGUUGUUUUUCUUCGAAACCUUCUUGAAACCUAAUGAUUGGUUCCAUAGUAAGUUGGUUUAUUCACGAGGUUUAGCCACAUCUUCUAUUGUGGGACACAUUCUAGGUUUAGGUGAUAGACAUUGUAAUAAUAUCAUGUUGGAUAAAUUAACAGGUGAACCUAUUCAUAUCGAUUUGGGAGUAGCUUUCGAUCAUGGGAAAAGAUUACCCAUUCCAGAAACAAUACCAUUCAGGUUAACAAGAGAUCUUAUUGAUGGGUUAGGUGUUACAGGUGUGGAUGGAAUAUUUAGGAAAAAUAGUGAAUUAACUUUGAAAGUAUUAAGAGAGAAUCAAGAUCAUAUUAUGAGUAUCUUAGAGAUCUUGAGAUUUGAUCCAUUAUAUUCAUGGAGUCUUUCACCGUUAAAGAAAGCACAAAUUCAAAAUGAUCAAGAUGAUAUCAAUAAUCAAGAAGUUGAAAACGAUGCCAGUGAAGCUGGACAAGCUGUUCAAAAUGUUAGUAAUAAAUUACAAGCCAAUGGAUUGAGUGCUGAAACCGUAGUAAGAGAAUUAAUCAAUAGUGCUAGUAACAUUGACAAUUUAGCUUUAAUCUAUUGUGGAUGGUGCCCUUUCUAUUGA
Yamadazyma jaroonii is the source of this 7938-nucleotide messenger RNA. The record is from the annotation of a GenBank genome assembly. NCBI's taxonomy places the organism in Eukaryota, Fungi, Ascomycota, Pichiomycetes, Serinales, Debaryomycetaceae.